AUGGGUCUUGGUAAUACUAUUGUGGAAAAAAAUGAAUCCUCAAACCAAGACCGUGCCAAAGCUAUGAUUUUUCUUCGUCAUCAUUUAGAUGAAGGAUUAAAAUCAGAAUAUCUUACUGUUAAAGAUCCUCUUGUCCUUUGGCGAGAUUUGAAAGAAAGAUUCGACCACCUGAAGUUGGUCGUUCUUCCAAAAGCCCGAUAUGAUUGGCUUCACUUACGGCUGCAAGAUUUUAAAUCUGUCAACGAAUAUAAUUCAGCCAUGUUCAGAAUCACUUCUCAAUUAUCAUUAUGUGGCGAAAAAGUCACUGAUGAAGAUAUGUUAGAAAAAACAUUUUCUACUUUUCAUGUCUCUAACAUGCUCCUGCAGCAGCAAUAUCGAGAGAAGGGGUUUAAAAAAUAUUCUGAACUUAUUGCAUGUCUUCUCUUGGCUGAACAAAACAAUGAAUUGUUGCUGAAAAAUGAGUCCCGACCAACUGGUGCAAGUCCAUUCCCUGAAGCGAAUGCGACCCAAUUUCAAAAUUCUGGUCGAGGUCGUGGACGUGGCCGUAGAGGUGGCCGUGGAGGAGGCCGCGGACGUGGCCGUGGCCGUGGACGUGAUCGUAGUAAAUGUGUGCCCCGUGAAAAUUUUAACCGGGGCAAGCAACAAAAUGUUUCCAAAAGAGGGAAAAUAACUACGAUCAGAAAAAUGGAGAAAAGAAAGUUUAUGAAGAAAAAUGCUACCGGUGUGAAUGACUAUGAUGAUGGUGAUGAUGCUGACAUGACACACCUCGAUGUUGCUGAUUUUUUUGAACAUCCUGAAGAUGUCAACAAAUAUCCCAUGAUUAUUUAG
This is a messenger RNA of Coffea arabica (coffee), 828 nucleotides long. RefSeq lists its product as uncharacterized. NCBI's taxonomy places the organism in Eukaryota, Viridiplantae, Streptophyta, Magnoliopsida, Gentianales, Rubiaceae. The record is from RefSeq and is a predicted model, not a curated record.